Messenger RNA from Cuscuta campestris, 949 nucleotides. NCBI's taxonomy places the organism in Eukaryota, Viridiplantae, Streptophyta, Magnoliopsida, Solanales, Convolvulaceae. The record is from the annotation of a GenBank genome assembly.
CGAGAAUAUACUUUAAAUUUGGAUGAUCAAAAUACCAAAAUUUGGAGUCAAAAUUUAACCCCAAAGUCAAAAUCAACUUGUGGGGUGCAAAUGAUGGAGGUACGGAGCAAACGAAGGAUGCGAUGUGGGAUCGUAUCGAGAAGAAGUUCUUCACGACGAUGAACAAGGACGGCUCCUACCGAACCCGGGACCAACUCACUUCCAAAUGGAGCCACAUCAACAAAAAAGUUCGAAAGUUUAUCGGAGUUUACGAGGAAUGCUCCCGGUCCCGGAGGAGCGGCACGAACGACGCCGAUGUUCUCCAGCUUGCCACGACCCGGUAUCAAGACGACGGGCACCAAGGCAAGGUGCCCAUCGAUCUUUUGAGGAUUUUGAGUCAUUCCCCGAAGUGGCACCAACUCAACAAUCCCGACGGCGGAUCGUUUCGGAAAAGAUCCACCGUCGACGUCGAGGUUGAGGUCGACGAGACUAUCGGUUCUACCGAUCAAAUUCCUCCCUUCAACGUUGCGGAUUCCGAUGACGAGGACCCCAUUUCACGGCCGAUCGGAAGAAAGAAGGCAAAAUCCAUUGCCUCUGGUUCGGGAGAGUCUGCCUCUGUUUCCGCUUCUUCCCGCGACGAAAUCGGCCGGGAAAUGGUUGAACAACUUCGGGCGUUCAAUCUUCGAGAACAAGAGAGGUUGAAGCUAAAGGAGAAGGAGUUGAAGCUAAAGGAGCAGGAGGCCGAGAUGAAAAUCAUGCAAACCGACCUCAGGACGUUGUCAGAGUUUGGACUAAUGAUCUACAAGCAAAGAAUGAGAGAGAUCAAGGAGAAAUAUAAUUUACCUUAGGUUUUUUUAUUAAUGUAUCUUUUUUUAAAUUAUUGUCGCUUUUUUUUAUUUAAUUAAUGUAUUUUUUUAUUAUUCAUGUUUCAAUUUAAUUAAAUACUCCGUAAUAAAUUAAUUACGUUUUA